GCGCCCGCGCUGGCUGUCUCUGGCCACGUCCCCGGGCCACGUCGCUCGGUGCCCGCUGCGCGCUCGCCAUCUUCGGCUCGGUCCCCGGUUCGUCUCCCGCCGCCGCCGCCAUGAACGUCUUCCGCCUCACCGGGGACCUCUCCCACCUGGCGGCCAUCAUCAUCCUGCUGCUGAAGAUCUGGAAGACCCGCUCGUGCGCCGGUAUAUCUGGGAAAAGCCAGCUCCUCUUUGCACUGGUGUUCACCACUCGAUACCUGGAUCUCUUCACUUCAUUCAUUUCAUUUUAUAACACUUCUAUGAAGCUAAUCUACGUUGCUUGCUCAUACGCUACAGUCUAUCUGAUCUACAUGAAAUUUAAGGCUACCUACGAUGGGAAUCACGAUACAUUCAGAGUCGAGUUUCUUGUGGUUCCAGUCGGCGGACUCUCUUUUCUGGUCAAUCAUGACUUCUCUCCUCUAGAGAUCUUGUGGACUUUCUCCAUCUACUUGGAGUCCGUUGCGAUUCUUCCCCAACUUUUUAUGAUCAGUAAAACUGGGGAAGCGGAGACCAUCACUACUCACUAUCUUUUCUUUCUGGGCUUGUACCGUGCCUUGUACCUUAUCAACUGGAUUUGGCGUUACUAUUUUGAGGGGUUCUUCGACCUCAUAGCUGUGGUGGCUGGGGUGGUCCAGACUAUUCUGUACUGUGACUUCUUCUAUUUGUACGUUACAAAAGUACUCAAAGGGAAGAAGCUCAGUUUACCAGCAUAAGCGCCAAGGGAGGUCACCCCCAUCUGUCAUCCUGGAUGCGCAGACAGAACAGUCCUGACCUUCAAGAGGCUGAAGAUGCUUGAGCAGACGGCCUCCCCCUCUUCUUGCAGAGAGUCAUCCGUGGGCUCUGUAGGACCAGAGAACCAGCUGACUUCUGUUUGACGCAUCUUGCCUUUUCUCUUUUUUUAUUACUAUGUAUAAAGAUUUUUUACAUGAGAGAAACUUAAUACUGUGUGGAUUUAAUUCAGUGUGUAGUUUCAAUUGGAACAGUUCCAAAAACAGUGAGGUUAUUUUUGGGGGGGGGGGUUCUUGGUGAUCAGGAAUGAGCGCAAAGGCUUAUUUUCAAAAGAUUCUCUUUAAAUGGUUGACUUAUUUUGGUGCGCACAGGCCUGUGCUGACUGAGGGAUGGUAACUGUUCUUUCCUGUUUGAUUUCAAAUUUCAUUCCACUGUAUUUAUUUUCCUCCUUUCCCCCACAAGCGUUGAGUGUUUCGUGCCAGCUGAAAUCAAACUACAAGUGUCGGAAAAUUCUCAUGGAAAAGAUGUCACCGUUUCACAAAUUCUUCGAAUUGCCCAUUUUCUUUCUCUUUCCACAAAUAGUGUCUGCUAAUGAAUACUUUCCUCUACCUCUGUUCACCUCCUGAAGACAUUACAGUAGCUUAAGACUGUUUGGUGCCAAUGCAGUUUUUUUCCCCCCAAUGUAGUGGUUUAGCAUUUUCCAUGUGCCUCUUUCAGACUAAAAUUAUUCCUCAUUUUUUGGAGGGGGGGUUUCAUAAGCGGUUUUCUAUUCACAGCAGCAUUAACCCUACCCCUGCAAUCGUCCAGUUGAAGUAAUCUCUAUGUGGCAAUUUUUAACAAGGUCUCCAACUUUUUUAAUACAGAAUCCUUUUACAAGCACUGUCUUUGUUUAGCUUUCCGGCAAUUUUAGAUGUGCCAGUUUUGAACAAUUAAUUGUCACUUUUAUAGACUUGUUCCUGAAUCGGCAGCACCAAGUUCUGUUCUCUAGCUUCCCUUUUUUACUGAGCUGUUGCAUGAUUUAUCCUGUGUUACCAUCCUAAAUAAACGUUUUAUGAAGUGGUU
Candoia aspera is the source of this 1827-nucleotide messenger RNA. It is a transcript of the gene KDELR2, whose product is annotated as KDEL endoplasmic reticulum protein retention receptor 2. Gene Ontology annotation, cellular component: endoplasmic reticulum; membrane; cis-Golgi network. NCBI's taxonomy places the organism in Eukaryota, Metazoa, Chordata, Lepidosauria, Squamata, Candoiidae. The record is from RefSeq and is a predicted model, not a curated record. Gene Ontology annotation, biological process: protein retention in ER lumen; endoplasmic reticulum to Golgi vesicle-mediated transport. Gene Ontology annotation, molecular function: ER lumen protein retrieval receptor activity. The transcript has 5 exons. The coding region runs from base 111 to 749 and encodes 212 amino acids.